Messenger RNA from Anoplophora glabripennis (Asian longhorned beetle), 487 nucleotides. RefSeq names its product TBC1 domain family member 10A-like. The transcript is spliced from 3 exons. The record is from RefSeq and is a predicted model, not a curated record. The annotation marks the transcript as partial. Lineage: Eukaryota; Metazoa; Arthropoda; Insecta; Coleoptera; Cerambycidae.
AAGUGGCUGAAGAUGCUGUCCCAGUGGAAUUUUUACAUGGAUAGGAACUACAGGAAGAUAAAGGAGAGGUGUAGGAAGGGCAUCCCGAUGUCCGUCCGGCCCAGGGCAUGGCUCUACCUCUGCGGUGGUAAACUCCUGAUGGACAAGGAACCCAACAGGUACGAGGACUGCCUGCGGGCCGACGGGGACCCCAAGUGCAUCGAGGACAUUAGGAAGGACAUCCACCGGCAGUUCCCACUGCACGAGAUGUUCAGCUCGGAGGAUAAGCCCGGGCAACAGGAGUUGUUUAACGUUUUGAAGGCGUACACGAUCCGUUACCCCGAGAUCGGGUAUUGCCAAGCGCAAGCGCCCGUGGCGGCUUUCCUGCUGAUGCACAUGCCCGCCGAGCAGGCAUUCUGGUGCCUGGUGUCCAUAUCUAACAAGUACCUGGAGGACUACUAUUCGCCGACGAUGGAGGUGGUGCAGAGGGACGGGUUGAUUUUGCAAG